Drosophila ficusphila is the source of this 4144-nucleotide messenger RNA. RefSeq names its product Kv channel-interacting protein 1. The record is from RefSeq and is a predicted model, not a curated record. Gene Ontology annotation, molecular function: calcium ion binding. Lineage: Eukaryota; Metazoa; Arthropoda; Insecta; Diptera; Drosophilidae. The transcript is spliced from 7 exons. The coding region runs from base 785 to 1405 and encodes 206 amino acids.
CUCGCGUGCGCGCGUCGAACGGUUUCUGGCUCUAUUUGGGUGAAAAGUGUGGAAAAGUGUCUGACGGUAAACGGUAAACGGGGAAAGCGCUGCGCGGUUUUUGCUGCUCCCGAGUUUUUUCUGGAUGUAAAUGCAGCAACAACAAUCGUUGAGACAGGACCUUAGGUAUUGCUAUGUCAAAAAUGUAAUAUACAACCGAAAAUUAAGUGAGCGCCAAAGUAUGCAAAUAAAUGAAUAAGCCGAAAUCAUUAACAAAUUAAAACGAGACACGCAAAGAGGGCAGGAAAAUAUCGAAAGGAGUCAAGUGUUUUUUGGAGGAGCUGUUUGCUGGCAUGCUUUGAGGUUAAUACCACCCACUACCACCACCGCUACCACCACCACCCGUCGCCUCCUUCUCCUCGUCUCCCUUUUGGCCAAUUUCUCCGUCUGCUUUCGCCGCUUUCUUCGUCACCGCCGCUGCCGUCACCGUCAAAAGGCAUCGAAGCAUUGGUAGCCUCAUUAGCGACUUAGCGGAAUAGCAUAAAGGAAACCGUAACCGAAAACCCACAAAAAACAGGGAUACGCUAAAAGGGAUUCAGAGCAGCCGUUGCUGAAAAGGUGAAGAGCUCGUAAAAAAAGGACAAAGAAAUUGUACACUCACAGCGAAUUUUCGGCAUAAUGAGUUCGUUCUCCCGCCUCUAAGAACCAAGCACCUCAAAUGCAAAUUGAUAUUAAGCCGCCAAUCAUAAUCAGCAGCGAAAUUAAUUAAAGACCGCGACCAGUCAACAAUAAGUAACCAGCGACCAUGGCAUCACCACCGGAGAGUCCCAUCGAGGAGGUGGUCUAUGAGUUGGAACACACACGAGUGCCUAAGCCCAUUCCGGUUGCCCUCGAGGAUCUGUGCCGGCAGACCAAGUUCACCAAACAGGAGAUUCGAGUCAUGUACAGAGGAUUCAAAACGGAAUGCCCAGAGGGCGUGGUGCAUGAGGAUUGUUUUAAGGAUAUUUACGCCAAAUUCUUUCCACAUGGCAAUUCGAGUUUAUACGCUCAUUAUGUGUUCAAAGCGUUCGAUGUUAAUUGCAAUGGCGCCAUUAGUUUUCGGGAUUUACUGGUCACCUUGUCGACUUUGCUGAGGGGGUCGGUCUACGAGCGACUGCGCUGGACCUUCAAAUUGUACGACUUGAACGGCGACGGAAGGAUCAGUCGCGGCGAACUCAGCGAAAUCAUUUUGGCCAUUCACGAGCUUAUGGGUCGGAGACCGCACCAACCUGAGGACGAUCGCAAGGCGAGGGAUCAGGUGGAUCGUGUGUUCCGCAAACUCGACUUGAACCAGGAUGGCAUUAUUACGAUAGAGGAGUUUUUGGAGGCCUGCCUGAAGGACGAUUUGGUAACGCGUUCGCUGCAAAUGUUCGACAACGACCUUUGAUGACAAGAGGGCGAGCUAGGGCCAGAGCUACGCAAUUCCAGGACUAUAAUAUCCCUUAUAGAUCUUUAAAUGCAAUAAGCAACGCUUAGAAAUUGUCAACCAAAAAAGAACAAAAAAUGUUACAAAAAAAAAAACAAUGGUAAAUCCAAACAAGCAUAACAAAACACCAGUGAAGUUGAUGGAAAUCGAGGAAAUGAAACAUAUUAGUAAUUAAAACUAGAUUAGGGAAAAUAUCGAAGAAGGAAAUCUUUAAACUUUAUGGGUGUGUUAUUAUAUAACUAACGAUGAGGUCGACGAAGAUUGAUUAUAAAGAAUAUGUAAUUUUUUGAGCAUAUUAUGAAUUUAAUCCUGCCGUGAAAAGCGAAUUGGUCUUAUAUGUAUUUACUAUAUAAAUAUGUAUAUGUAUGAUAUACGUGUAAAUGGAAAUAAUUUCGUGAACAAAACUAAACAAAACCACCAAACCAAAUGUUUAAUUCAGGAAUGGAAUUGGUAUACCGACAACAAGAGUAAAGUGCUCUCUACACGAUUUACUUUACUAAAAUAUGCAUAAAAAAUAAUAGAAUACUAUAAUUAAAAUUUACACUUAGCUAACAGAUAAAAUAUCGACCAAAAUAAGUUGUCCUUGCUUUUUUUUACCAGUAUUCCGAUCUUGUUUUCGCCUGAGCUAAAUUUAAAAAUUAACCCGUUUAAGCCUUUUUUCACUGUCAAUUAAAGCAUUGAACUUAAAGCGAUAAAUUAAAUUAAUUCAGACUGUGGAAUAUUCUAUUAAAACCCAUUUUCAAUUUGCAUAAAUUUUAAAUGUGCGUUUUCAUAUUUGCAUCAACUAAUUGAAUUUAAAAGGCGUUUCAAUAAAUCUGCCUCUUUGCAUUAUUGGUUUAAACAGGCAAAAAAUAGAUACCUACUAUAUAAACAGAUGAAUAAAACAUGCCUGGGUGUUGUGUGCCCAAACAACCACCGAUAUAUAAAAAUAGCACUUGACAAUUAAGGUUGAUUUAAUAUUUAUACAAGGCCUUGUUGAUUUUAUAAUGUUAACUGCAAUUCAUAACAUGACUCUUCAAUUAAAUUACAUUUUCAUUGAAUUUCACCGGUUAGGAUAUAAGGUUUGUUCGAUUUUUCGUAAUGCCCACAAUAUGCUAUAGUGGGGUGGCUUUAGGAAUCGACAAAGGUUGUGCUGCGAAAAGAAAACGUAGCAUAAUAAGCGAAGGAGACCGUUUUUAUAAAAACUCAUACAAAAACAUUGAAUGCUUAAUUGUGCAUGGACAAGACAAGACAAUCAAUGUGGUUUGAUAUUUCCUAUUUCCCUUUUUAGUUGUAAACAUUGUUCUUCCAUUGUUGCAUCAAACAAAAAACAUAUUUUCAGAAUGGGAGAAGCUUUUAAGGGAGAGCACAUAAAAAAACGGGAGAAAGUGACGUCAGGAAAAACCUUUUAGUUUAAUUAUUCAACUGCUAGGUUGAAUGGGCUAACUAAGCAUUCGAAAAAGAUAUUUAAAUGUUACACUGAGAAGCACUUUAUGGUUCUUUCUCGGUUUAAUUUGAAUUGAAUCGGAGCUUCAGCAAGCUUACCAAUAACACAUUUCACGUUUCUUUUACCAGGCUUUACAAACCAAAUUAACUAUCAGUAGGAAAAAUACACCCAUCUAACGGCAAAGCCAUUCUAUGCGAUUCCAUCAUCAAAUAUUCUAAGCAUUAGUAAAUGUGUUGAUAAAGAAUAAUUUUGGCUAAACAAAAACCUAUGCGACCUACUUGGUAAACCACCCACAAUUUCUAACUUUUAAGAAACGAUCUAUGCAAUAUGAACGUACACUGUCAAAAACAGAAAUGGCAAACUUAUUGAUAUUAACCUAUCAUUCGAAUUGAGGAAAACUAAGUGUCUAACUAGUCAACAUAAUAAAUAAAGAAAUUGAAACGCUUAUACCUAAUGUUAAAACUAAAAUAAAUUCUUAAUAAAUUUAAUUUACCAACCGAAUUAAAAAACAAAUGUAACUUAAUCGGUUUUAGCUGCUAAAUGUCCUGGAAGAUUACGAUUCCACUAUGCUAUGCCGAAGUCAACGUUUUAAUUGUUAUUAGCUGGAUGGAAUGGAAAUCGAAAUCUAAACCGGUUUCCGAUACCUGACCUUAAUAUGUGUAAUUAAAACGUAGUUACUAAUUUUUAGCAAUACUUUUACAACUAAGUUUAAUUUGUAUUAGUUGAAAAUAAAUUUAAUCCAGAUGUACCUAUAGUAAAUGUAAAUUACGAUAAUAAUUUUUCAGCCAAUGCGAUUCGUAAUAAGUCCAUGAUGUAACAUCUCCAACCACAUGCUGGAAUCUAAAUCUUUAAGUUAACUACAUAAAUAAUUUAUGCUGUCCCUACGAAUAACAAUACAUGAAAAAGAAACUUACAAGAGAAAACGUGGUUAGUGAUUUGGAUUGUUUAUAAGUACAUGAUAGGAAAACCCUCUAAGCGUUUAACUUAAUAACACAACUGUAAUCACACAACUUAAAAAUAUUAAUAAAGCCAUCUACGUGUAAAUUUAAUUGUCUAAAAAUCCUGAUAAUUCUUUUUAAAACUCAUUAUUCAUACGGAUAUUUGUUAUCAUCUUUCUAAACAUAAUUGUUAAACUUUGCUUAAACAUAAAAAGAAAAGUAUUUACAAAAACAAAUUAUUAAGUCCUUAGUUUAAAAUUAAAAUGUUCAGUUUUACAAACUCCUUGUUCAAAUUACGUUGUACUUUAGUUUAUAGUCUGAUAAAUAAAAAAUACA